UGUGUGAAUGCCUUUGCCACGGAGUAUGGAGGGCCAGGACAGGGGCGGCUGGCCCGCAGCUUGGGGUGCAGCAGAUCACCACUAGGAGCGGGCCACGCGACCCCCCAUUCCGGCGCAGAGCCCACUCUCGCCUCCCUCCUUCGGCACGCCCCAACAUUUGCCCCGUCGUCAUCCUACCAGCAUAGCGCGGUCACCCUGAUCUUCGACACGGCCCAUUGCUCAGUCUGUCCUUCGCGGACCAAGAUCGCCCUGUUCCUGCCGCCAGAUGCCAGCCCGGAGACUCUAAUACCAGCCCACUGAACCCCAACAGGGAGCAUCGCCCUUCUCGCCUGUUACUCAGAAACACUCCUCCUUGCCUAGGCCUCAGCAAGCAAGGUGCUGGGCCAUGGACACGAGCAAAUACAUAUCGUUCUUGACAUAAUAGCACCUGGAUUCUUUAAGCACCAGCCUGGCGUAUGUGGCACACCACCCACACUCAGCAUGGAACACUUCCAAAGCCAACAAGACGCAGACCUCGUCCUGGCUCAUCUGCUGGACGACUACGAUGACGAUGAAGAUGAUGACGAUAUCAACGCCCCUCCGUCGUCCCCAUCCCCAGGCCGGACUUUGUUGCCAUAUCCCAUUGCCAAUGCAGUCAGUUUCGCUACUCGCUCCACGUCCAUGGCUCUUCGCGUCGGCACAUUCGUUGGUGGCAUUGGCCUCGGCGCCGCCAAGAUGACCACUUUGUCCAGUCUGGAGCUCGGCCGAGGGAUCAUUGAGGGCAUCAUCAGCAAGACUGGAAGAAACGUGGUCGCAAGGUCACGGUCUGACCUCGCCAAGGCCGAUGCUGAAAACAUUCUCGAGAGAAGUCUUGAAGCCCUCCACGCAACCAUGUCCCAGGUUGUCUUCUGGACCACAGCAGGCUUCUAUCUCACAAGAACAACCAUGUCGAAUGUCUCCACCACUUCACAAAUCUUGCUGUCUGUCCUCGACCAGUUCUUCGGGUCUACAGACUCCUCGAGAGCAAUUGCUAGCAUCAUCACGCUUGUUCGCCGGGAGUUCCAAAAUCCUGCCACGGGCGUGCAGGGCGAGAAGGUUGGUGUCGCGGAUCUGGUACUUGGCACUCUGGGGCUCGCAUACUUGCAGAUCUGGUGCCGUAAGCUCAUCAAGGAAGAGUCUCGGCGGCUUGGACAGGAGGAGAUCAUCUGGGAUGUGGUCGUACUGGAUGGCGAAAGAGUUGAUGUACAUCAUGACAGCUUAUAUGGUGUGCAUCCCGGAUCAUAUUUCUCGCCAAGCCAGCUGGAAACCCUCAAUGACGACUCGGACCCCGCGCAAGAUGCGACAGACGACGACGGCUUACCUGAACAUUUUCUCAGGCAACAAAUAUUGCGAUCGCUCCCCAAACAUGCCAACGUUUCAAUCUCCACAGCCACCACAAUCAACAAGACUGUAACUGUGGAAGUCAAAGGACUGCAGAAACUGCCACCACAGAUUAGCCUGCCGGGACUUGACAUGAUUGAGAAUGAGGUCCGCGCUCCCAGCAGAGCAGGCUCGCCGAGUUCAGAGACCACGUACAAAUUUGUUUAUCGCGCUGUGCAGAACAGGGUGAGGACACAUCAAGGGCCACAGCAUGACGAACGGGAUGAUCGCUUGUGGGACCUACAAGCAUCAGAAGAUGACGAAGACGAAGACGUACUGCAAAUUGUCUCUUCACAUCUCGUCAAUGAUGGAAGCCGCGCUCGACCAACAAAGACCAUCACAGAAGAGCACGGCGUUCCUCGGCCGAAGCCAGAGCCUCCGAGUGCACCGACAGCCAGCCCCAGAUCGACCAACGAAAACACUGCCAACCAGAAAAAGACCAGGAAACCUCUCGAAGAAGACCGUCCAAUGAGUCGCAUCGGCACGCAGGCCCGAAAUUCCCAAGGCACUGCGAAGCAAGCUGGAAGUGAGGUGACGGACGCUACGCCUACCACGAAAAGACCCAAGCUGAAGGGUGUACUAAAGACAGGAUCGAUGUCGUCAUUCAGCGGUCUGCUCAACAAAGACCAGCCUGGAACAAGCAGUAAAACCAAGUCUUCCUUGAAACCGCCGUGGGGAAGCAGCAAAGCUUCGCAGUCUAAAUCGAGCACCAGCGCACCUGCAAGGAACCCAGCUCCAAAUCGAGCUUCGCUAGCUCCACCACGCGAUUCACCUCGAGUUGCCCAAAGGGGGGCGCCAAACUAUUUUUCUUCCAGAGAUCUUGGGAUUGUGGACGACCAACCUCAUCUCCGCAGGAGCACGUCCAUAUCGAGCCUCGUCUCCGCAUCUGGCAGGCGACGACGCAACUCUGUCGUUUCCCAGGCAGAGUCAUUCUCGAUUCAAUCAAGCCGUCCCGGAUCUCCGAGCAUAUACAGGGUGGAACAAAGGACUGGUCCCGGCGGUUAUUUUGGGCAUCGAUGGGAUGACGACCACGAACAAAUCCCAAGCAGAGGCCACAACCGUAACAGAUCGCAUCUGUCGUACGCUCCAAGCAUCCAGACUCUGAAGACGUCGGCCUCUCAAACCUCUCUGAUUCUUUCGACUUACAACCACAAGAGUGCAUACAGCGACUCGGAAAACGUUGAUGCUCUACGUCGCACAGGAAUCAUAGAUGGGAUCUUUCCCAAUUUCCAUAUACUACGGAACAUUACACGAUAUAGUCGGUAUGCUUCGGCGGCAUAUGGCUCCAAUUUCCUCCGAUACAUGGGCAUCUCAAAGGACAUGCCGAUCAUGAAAACGGUUGACGACACACAUACGGAUGUUCGCUAUUUCACCCAUCAUACUGGCCUUCCGGUGGAUAGCAUUCUCUUGUCCUCAUUUGUCGAUCCUCAGGGAGGCUCCGACUACACAGGCUCCACUGAUACUGGAAUACCCCUGGUGCAUACCAUCGCCCUUGAUGAAGAAUCGAAAGCCGUCGUUCUCGCAUGCCGCGGAACUCUGGGAUUCGACGAUGUCCUCGUUGACAUGAUGUGUGAAUACGACGAUUUAACUUGGCGUGGUAGAAAUUACAAGGUGCACAAGGGCAUCCACGCAUCAGCUCGACGUCUUCUGUACGGAGGUGAUGGGCGAGUUCUUCUGACACUCAAAGAAGCUCUCGAAGAAUUUCCCGAUUAUGGCCUCGUCCUCUGCGGGCACUCCCUGGGUGGAGCUGUCACAGCACUGUUGGGAGCAAUGUUGGCUGAGCCUGCCACGUCAGGGACAGCUUUCGUGACGUCGGCUCAUCAGCAUACGCGACUCUUGACCGACAAACCAGGGACGACAGCUCCGCCACCAAUCUGUCUUCCAACUGGCCGGCCCAUCCACGUCUAUGCGUAUGGCCCGCCUGCAACCAUGUCGCCAUCGCUGCAAAGAGCAACGCGCGGCCUCAUUACGAGCACGGUUCACGGAAAUGAUCUAGUGCCGCAUCUUUCGCUCGGCGUGCUGCACGAUCUGCAAGCUGUUGCACUUGCCUUUAAAACCGACAACAACGAAGCCAAGGCCGAAGUGCGCCGGCAUAUCGUACAAGGGCUGCAGACCGGCCUUGCAGAUAAAUGGUACAACAACGCACCCAAGGCAGCCAGCGGAGAGGAGGAGCAGUGGGCAUUUGCCGCGCUAAAGACCCUGCGCGCCAGCAUGAUGAGCUCGAAGUUGCUGCCUCCUGGCGAAGUCUUUUCUGUGGAAUGCUCGGCUGCUCUACGCAGGGAUGCGUUCCUCAGAGCUCCAGAGGAACAAAUCGGACGCCCUGCGACAAGGAUUGUGCUCAAGUACAUCAGGGAUGUGGAGACGCGCUUCCGCGAGAUUCGGUUCGGUGCGAGCAUGCUCAUGGACCACAGUCCUGGUCGAUACGAGGAUGCAUUGAGGCGGCUUAUGCUUGGGGUGAUAGGGAUCAACCUUGCUUAA
This is a messenger RNA of Microdochium trichocladiopsis, 3876 nucleotides long. RefSeq lists its product as uncharacterized. Gene Ontology annotation, biological process: lipid metabolic process. The transcript has 2 exons. NCBI's taxonomy places the organism in Eukaryota, Fungi, Ascomycota, Sordariomycetes, Xylariales, Microdochiaceae. The record is from RefSeq and is a predicted model, not a curated record. Bases 481 to 3876 code for a protein of 1131 amino acids.